Medicago truncatula (barrel medic) is the source of this 1917-nucleotide messenger RNA. RefSeq names its product aspartate aminotransferase, mitochondrial. Gene Ontology annotation, cellular component: mitochondrion. The record is from RefSeq and is a predicted model, not a curated record. Gene Ontology annotation, biological process: biosynthetic process; amino acid metabolic process. Gene Ontology annotation, molecular function: pyridoxal phosphate binding; L-aspartate:2-oxoglutarate transaminase activity. Lineage: Eukaryota; Viridiplantae; Streptophyta; Magnoliopsida; Fabales; Fabaceae. The transcript is spliced from 10 exons. Bases 372 to 1634 code for a protein of 420 amino acids.
CUUUCCUCAUCCCGGAGACAAUUGAAUUUCUGCGCCUUAAAAGAGAGUUUGGUUAGUUAUAGUGUUCCAACUCCGAUGUAGGAACUGAUCACCAUAGGGAAAACUGAACGGUGAGAUUCAACAUUUUGCAAAUCAAGUUUUGUAUCAAAUGUAGCAUGUGGUUUAUUAUCAUUACAAGGAAAAAUGAGCUUGAAAACCGUGGUUUGGAUCAUUCAAAUGAACACCAAUACGAUUUUCAAACAAGAACGUGACAUGCAUUAAUUAACAUAUUAAAAGAACGUACGGUAGGAUAUAAAAACACAUUAAAAUACGCAAAAUAAAUUCAGUGGGAAUUAUUUUAUCAAAAAAAUACAUAUAAGUUCCCACGAGUUAUGGCGAUUCGUAAUCUACUCAACCGGAGCUUCGUUGCCGGAGCUAGAUUCAUGUCUUCGUGGUUCAGGAAUAUCGAGCCAGCUCCUAAGGAUCCAAUCCUUGGAGUUGCGGAAGCUUUUCUCGCUGAUCAGAGUCCAUACAAAGUCAAUGUUGGAGUUAAGUGUGCGUAUCACAAUGAUAAAGGAAAGCCAGUGGUUUUGGAAUGUGUUAGAGAAGCUGAGAGGAGAAUUGCAGGAAACCAAUUCAUGGAGUAUCUUCCUAUUGGUGGGAGCAUCCAUAUGAUUGAAGAAUCACUGAAGCUGGCAUAUGGAGAUGAUUCUGAGUUCAUCAAGGAUAAACGAAUAGCUGCAGUUCAGGCUUUAUCUGGGACUGGUGCAUGUCGACUUUUUGCCGCAUUUCAACAGCGUUUUCAUCCCAAAACCCAAAUCUAUAUGCCAGUUCUCACCUGGGCCAACCACCAUAACAUUUGGAGAGAUGCAGGAGUGCCUAUCAAGACAUUCCGUUACUAUCAUCCUGAGUCUAAAGGAUUGGAUUUUCCUGGACUGAUGGUUGACAUUAAGAAUGCUCCAGAUGGUUCUUUCUUUCUGCUUCAUGCUUGUGCUCACAAUCCUACUGGAGUAGAUCCUUCAGAAGAACAAUGGAGAGAGAUCUCUUCCCAAUUCAAGGCUAAAGGUCAUUUCCCUUUGUUUGACAUGGCAUACCAAGGUUUUGCUAGUGGCGAUCCAGAGAGAGAUGCAAAAGCGAUCAGGAUUUUUCUUAAUGAUAGUCAUUUAAUAGGAGUUGCUCAAUCAUAUGCAAAAAAUAUGGGACUGUAUGGCCAGAGAGUUGGAUGCCUUAGCUUGCUUUGCGAAAAUGAAAAACAAGCUGUGGCAGUAAAAAGUCAAUUGCAGUUGAUUGCCAGACCCAUGUACAGUAAUCCACCUCUUCAUGGAGCACUUGUUAUUUCAACUGUCCUUGGUGAUCCAGAACUGAAGAAGCUAUGGCUUAAAGAAGUUAAGGUAAUGGCAGACCGCAUCAUUGGAAUGAGGACUGCACUACGAGAGAACUUGGAAAACCUUGGAUCUCCUUUGCCAUGGAAUCACAUAACCAAUCAGAUUGGAAUGUUCUGCUACAGCGGGAUGACACCAGAACAAGUUGAUCGUUUGACAAACGAGUUUCAUAUUUACAUGACUCGUAGUGGUCGUAUAAGUAUGGCUGGUCUUAAUACAAGCAACGUUGGAUAUGUGGCUAACGCUAUCAACGAAGUUACAAAAUCAGCCUAAAUUAUUCAUUUAUGCUACACACCAAAUUUUGUCCUUGGAAAUGACAAAAGCUCAGAAGUAGAAUCAAGGGAGGGAGUACAAUAAAAUUUGGGCACAUGUAGCCAUCUUAUAUAAUUUCAUCUUGUUUCAUUUGUGAUUCAAGAUUAAACAAUUUGAGAAGUAGAUUAAGAGGUUUCAUUAAUGAGUAUUCUUACAGUUUUACUCUUCUGUGAAAAGGAUUUUCUUGGCUGUGUAUCUUUACGCUUUUGUUGAUGCUAGAAAGGAUAUUUAAAAGCUUGGAUUA